AUGAGCCAGACGCAGAAGCGCUGCUGGAACUGUCGCCAGCAAAAGAUUGCCUGCGACAAGACGCUGCCGCACUGCCGCAACUGCGUCAAAAAGGGCCGCCAGUGUCUUGGAUACGGCCUGAAGCUGUCGUGGCCGCGCAAGGGCGACCAGAGACGGUCAGCGUCGUUGCAAAAGGAGCAUUUCAUCAUUCCUAUCCGGGCAAAGGAUCCCAUUUUUAUCAAUGCCACGAGCGACGACGUCAAGGGGUCUCAGGAAAACACCCUGGCUCGCUAUGACGAAACUUCCUUUGGCGAGGUUUGGUUGACGAGGCAGCCAAACUUUAACAUGGCAAGGCUGGAUCCUUUCCUUGCUUCACAUACCUUCAGCCCAGUUGCCCGGCUGGUCUCAUCUAGUCAGAGUUGCGAUGAACUCUACGGGUUGCUCGUCAGAAUGUCAUUCCAGGACGACGGCUUGCCGUCGCUGGCGUCAAGGUAUGCCAUCAGCGCGCUGUCAUAUCAGCAUCUAGCCAUGGACAAGACGGCCGUCAUGCAUCAGACCAGAGCGAUCCGAGCACUCCAGUCCGCCAUUGAGACGGCGGUUCCCUCGGAGUGUAUGCAAUUGAUGGCUGCGAGCAUGCUACUAAACAUUUACGAGACGCUCAACUUUGACACUUCGGAUCUCAGCUGGUCCAUCUUCUUCUGCGGCACAAAACGAAUUGCCAACUAUGUCACAAAAACCGACGACACGUAUUUUGGGGACGAGGCACUCAUCAUUGACUGGGUCUUUUACCACGACGUCAUGUACAAGUUUAGUAUUCGCCAUUGGAUCGAAAAGAACAAGGAUCAGAUCAUGCUGGCGUCGCAGAGAAAAGUUCUCUCCAAGGCCGUGUUUUCGCCAGAGAGACAGACGAUUGUUCCCAUCCUUGGCUGCUCCUUGGAACUGCUUGACCUGCUUUGCCAAGCCAUAGAUGCCGUUUACGAGCCCGGUGACCUUGAUUACCAAUCUGAGGCACACUUAAAGCUGGUCCGAUCCCUGGAGAUCCGCUUAAAAUAUCUGCAGCAACGGCAAUCCACAGUAGCGCCGCUAGAUGGGCCCGAGAUGAGGCAGGAGGCUAUCGUUGCCGAGCUGUACCGCCUUGCCGCCAUCAUCUAUCUCCUGCGCAUGGCCAAGGGUGAGCCCGGCAACUCCAAGAGUGUUAUUCCCCUGGUCGACCAGGCGUACGAGCUGCUCGACCAGCUGGUAUACUGCGAGCGACCCUGGCCCCUGUUUGUCAUUGCGCUCGAGGCCCGUUCCGAGGAGCACCGCAUGCGCAUGCUGAGGGUGCUGGAGAAGUCGCUGGAGCGUCGACCGCUGGGGCCCAUGAGGCUGGUCAACAAGAUGAUACCCGAUGCCUGGACGCAACAGGAUCUGCGCGAGUCGUCGAUAGAUCCUUUUACGCUCUACGGCAUGAUUAUCAGCAGGCACCGGGUGCCGCCGUGCUUUACAUAA
This is a messenger RNA of Trichoderma harzianum CBS 226.95, 1467 nucleotides long. RefSeq lists its product as hypothetical. Gene Ontology annotation, biological process: positive regulation of transcription by RNA polymerase II. Gene Ontology annotation, molecular function: zinc ion binding; transcription cis-regulatory region binding; DNA-binding transcription factor activity, RNA polymerase II-specific. Bases 1 to 1467 code for a protein of 488 amino acids. NCBI's taxonomy places the organism in Eukaryota, Fungi, Ascomycota, Sordariomycetes, Hypocreales, Hypocreaceae. The transcript is spliced from 6 exons. Gene Ontology annotation, cellular component: nucleus. The record is from RefSeq and is a predicted model, not a curated record.